Molecule: messenger RNA, 5389 nt
Organism: Sphaeramia orbicularis (orbiculate cardinalfish)
Lineage: Eukaryota; Metazoa; Chordata; Actinopteri; Kurtiformes; Apogonidae
Product: bromodomain-containing protein 4-like
Exons: 22
Coding region: 350-4420 (1356 amino acids)
Biological process (GO): chromatin remodeling; regulation of DNA-templated transcription
Cellular component (GO): chromatin; nucleus
Source: RefSeq, a predicted model, not a curated record
ACGUCACCGACGUCGAACGGGACUGUUUGUUCUGGAUUUGGGGCGAGGAAGGUCUGCGAGCGCUGACAACCGACUGAACAAGGUGGGAAACUCGUCUUCUGUCCAUGUGUUGUGGUGUCUGUGAUCCAGCAGCGUGUCACUGACGAACCCUUGGCGUUACCUCAGGAAAUCACCGCCGCACACACUGAGAAAUGAUUGCACAACUGGAUUAGAACACGGCUGCACUGCAACAAACAUAGAGUUGAGUGAGGAGUGUGAUGGCCUGAGGGGGGAGCCCCCGGUGACACCUGCCCCUGCCAGGUCCACUCUGCCUAAACUGAGUGCUCAGAAAAUACUGGCCAGCACUGCGAUGGGGGACGGCCUGGAGGCAGGCAGCAGCCAGAACCCCUCCUCUGCCCCACUGCCUCUCCCCUUUAACCCUCCACCCCCAGAGACAUGGAACCCCUCCAGACCCAAACGACAGACCAACCAGCUCCAGUACCUACUUAAAGUGGUGUUGAAGACAUUAUGGAAACACCACUUUGCAUGGCCCUUCCAAGCUCCUGUAGAUGCCAUCAAACUCAAUUUGCCUGACUACUAUAAGAUCAUUAAGAACCCUAUGGACAUGGGCACAAUAAAGAAACGUCUGGAGAACAACUACUACUGGAAUGCCCAGGAGUGUAUCCACGACUUCAACACGAUGUUCACAAACUGCUACAUCUAUAACAAGUCUGGCGAUGACAUUGUGUUAAUGGCGGAGGCCUUGGAAAAGCUGUUCCUUCAGAAGAUCACAGAGAUGCCGCAGGAGGAGACGGAGAUCCCUGUAGUUUCCAAGGGUCGGCGUGGGGGUAGACGGGACAUGGCUCUUAACAGUAAGUCCGAUUCAGGCCAGGACUCAUCGUCCCCAUCCACAACCCCCCACACACGAGGCUUCUCAUCACCUGCAUCCACACAGCAGACAGGUGCCACUCCUGCCCCUCAGGCCCCUCCCACGCUGCCCCUUUUGCAGUCGCAGCCCCCUCGUGUGCCUCCGACGCCUGCCUCCCAUGCACCCCAUCUGGGACCCCCGUUCCCCCUGUCAACACCAGACGGUUUGCCCCAAGGCAUGACUUCUGUCACCCCUCCAGCCCAGACGCACCCAGGCCUCCAUCCUGCCCCAAUGCUGCAGAGCUCCCCCGCCCUCAUCAAGCCAAGAAAAAGUCAGAAGAGGAAGGCAGACACCACAACGCCCACAGCCAACGACCAGCUCAGUGAAUCAUCUCCCAUCUCUACGGAGACGCGUCCUCGGCGAGAGAGCAGUCGGCCGUCGAAACAGCCCAAACGGGACGCGUCACAGCCAGACUCUCAGCACCACCUAGGACCGGGCCUGGACACGGGAGGGACUGCAACGCCGAAACGCCAGGAGCAGCUGCGUUCCUGCGCACGCCUCGUCAAAGAGAUGCUGUCCAAGAAACACUUACCGUAUGCAUGGCCCUUCCAUAAGCCUGUGGAUGUAAAGGCUCUGGGCCUCCAUGAUUACCUUGACAUCAUCAAGCAUCCAAUGGACCUCAGCACCGUCAAGAAAAAGCUGGACAGCAGGCAGUACAGAGACGCCCAGGAAUUUGCAGCAGACAUCAGGUUGAUGUUCUCCAACUGUUACAAGUACAAUCCACCAGACCAUGACGUGGUCAACAUGGCACGCAAAUUACAGGACGUGUUUGAGAUGCGUUUCGCCAAAAUGCCUGAUGAGCCAGAGGAGCUUGCCCCUGUUCCCACCCCGUCGUCGGCCCUCCACCCUGCCCCCUCCACUCGACAAGCCCCGCCUCCUUCUGCCGUCUCCGAAGACGACAGCUCCAGUUCUUCUGAAUCGGAGUCCUCGGGAGGAGACUCAGAACAAGAGCGAAAACAGCGGUUGGCUGAGUUACAGGAACAGCUCAAAGCUGUCCAUGAACAGCUGGCCGCUCUGUCCCAGCCCCAGGCCAGCAAACCCAAGAAGAAAGAAAGGGAGAAGAAGAAAGAAAAGCACAAGAAGAAGACGGGAGCAGAAGAAGCCAUGGAGGUGCCUCCCUCACUUCUACAGAUGUCCAAGAAAAGCAAAAACAGCAAGGAGUCCAUCAUUGUAAAGAAGGAGAGGAAGAAGCCUGGCAGUAAGAAAGAAGGAGUAAAAAACAGUCGGCCAGCUGUGCCUCCUCAGACUGGACCAACUCCCCUUGUCCCCUCAGCAUCUCUCGAAGCAGAGGAUGACAUGGACGUGUUUGGGACGGCAUCUGCUGACAGGUGCAAGCCCAUGUCGUACGAGGAGAAGCGGCAGCUGAGCCUGGACAUCAACAAGCUACCAGGUGACAAACUGGGUCGUGUCGUGCACAUAAUCCAAACACGCGAGCCAUCGCUGAAGAACUCCAACCCGGAUGAAAUCGAAAUAGAUUUUGAGACGCUCAAGCCCUCCACGCUGAGAGAGCUGGAGAAGUACGUCUCCAGCUGCCUCAGGAAGAAGAAAAAGCCCUCAGCAGCAGAGAAGCCUCUAGAAAUGACAAAGAUGAAGACAGGAUCUUCAUCCUCAGACAGCAGUGACUCCUCUGACAGUGAAGACUCUGAGAAUGGGCUGGUUCCCAAACAACAGAAGAAGGCCUCGACUAACAAAGACACCAAGAAACCGCAUCACCAGUCCAUCAGUAUCGGAGCUGGGCCAGUCGCUCCUCAGCCUCAGCCUCAAGUGGUCCAGUCCAAACCACCGUUUGUUCCCCCUCCACCCGUCUCCAUCCCUGUCCCUGUCUCUGUCCCGUCUCUGGACUCGUCCCAGCUGCUGGGCUCUGGAUUUGAUCCUUUAGCCCAUUUCAUGAAUCCUCACCUGACGCAGUCCAACACUGAGUCCAAUCCCACGCUGACCACGGCUGGGGCCUCCAUCACCUCUGGCCUCCUCAACGCAAUCACAGCCAACAGCCAGACCGCCACUGAGACGCAUCCUUUCCUAAACCAACACCCCAUCAUACCCUCACCAGCGGUCCACAACGCUCUUCCUCAGCAGCCAUCAAGACCCAGUCAUCGUGCAGCACCGCUUCCUCCCAAAGUAUCUCAGCCUCCUCCAUCGUCACUCCCCUCCCUCCCUCCAUCCUCAUCGCCUCACCUCCAGCCCUCGCUCCCCCUCACCCUCCCUCAGCCGGUGCCCCGCCCCCGCGUCCCAUCACCACCAUCACACGGCAUCCUGGGUACCCUUUCGGCUCAGCCUCCUCAAGCGCUGUUGGAGGGCGACGAAGAGCCUCCACCCAGCACUUCUGAAACGCCGCCUCUCAGUCAGGUGCACACGUUCCUGCAGUCACUCCAGGCUCGACCCACGCCACAGGCCCUGCACACACACUCACCCGCUCAAAGCGCCUCACAGCUGAUGGGGUCCAUGCACGUACAGGCCGCGACGACCUCCGCCCCGGCUCUCACGCAGAGACACAGCUCAGGCCACGCCCACAUGCAGCAGCCCUUCCCACACACGCACAUGUCAGCUGCACAGCAGCAGAAGGGCGUGGCCUUGCAGCAGAAGGUACAGCAGAUGCAGCAACUUCAACAACAGCCGUCGCCACGGAGCAAAGCAGAGCCUUAUUCAACAGGUUGCUUGCGUGAGAGCCCCUCUCCCCUGAUGAUGCAUUCUCCUCAGAUGCCUCAGUUCCAUCCAAUGGGACAACAGUCACCUGCACAGACCAAGAAACAUGAGCCGAGGUCCAACUUGGUGGGGGUUAAAGAAGAGAAGCCUUCCCAGUCUCCUGUCCUGCCCCCCUCCCCGUUCAGCCCUGCCAUGCGUCAGGACGCACACAAACCCCCAGACAACAAACACAGGUUAGAUCUGAAGCAGCUGGAUGGUUCUCGCCCCGGUUCCCACCUUGCAGACUCCCCGGUGCCGCCAUGCCCUCAACAGGACAACAAAAUCAAACAAGAGCCGAAAACUCCCAUAGCUCCGAAGAAGACACAGGAUGUGAAGUCUAAGAUCAUGGGCUCUUGGGCCAGCCUCGCCCAGAGGUCCCAGUCCACGCCAGCCUCUGCCGUUCGCUCAUCGAGUGACAGCUUUGAACAGUUCAAACGAGCCGCCAGGGAGAAGGAGGAGAGGGAGAAACAGCUGAAAGCACAGGCAGAGCAGGCGCGAAGAGAGCAGGAGAAACUACGCCGUGACGACGAGGACUCCAUGGAGCAGGCUCGCAGAGCACAAGAAGAUGCCCGCCGUCGCCACGAGCAACAGUCACUGCUCACCCCCACACCUCCAGCUUCGACCCCACCCACUCACUCUCCACAGGCCCCUCCCAGCCAGCCACAAGCCCCACCCCCUUCAUCCUCAGCCGCACAGAACGCCCUCGACCAGCAGAGGGAGAUGGCGCGCCGCCGCGAGCAGGAGAGGCGAAGGAGAGAGGCGAUGGCCGACACCAUCGAUAUCAACUUCCAGAGUGACCUGAUGGCCAUCUUCGAAGAGAACCUGUUCUGACGGAGAAAGCCAGGGGCAUGAUGGGAGUGAGAGAAGGACCUAGACACAUAUAAGCAGAUUUCUAAAACCCAUAUAAACCACGAUGCUCUGAUAGACAACGAUCGCUGCUCACACACAGACUCCAUCGUAACUGUCCCUUUCUCUCAGUAGUUGAAACAGCUGGCUUGUGUCAUGUGAAUGAGAGGGGGGGGUGAAAUAGAAAAAAAACAAAAAAAAACCUUUGACCUCAGAUACGUUUUGGUGUCUGGUUCGGGACUGAAGGUGGAAAAACAGACUGUAAUAAAUCAGCAGGCUCCCUCAUUUCGUCCAGAAUCAAAGAAAGAAACUGAAGCGACAGAAUGAAAAGGAGGGGACAGAAAAAAAUGAUGGCAGUGAAAAGGAUUUAAUUUAAGAAAUUAAGUGAAAAGUAAGAAAACAAAGAGGUUUCAGAUGAAUGAGUGAGCUACUGGAUCACUUUGUUUUUUGUUUUUUUACCUCUUUUUCCUAAUCUUUACCCUCUCUCUCUCUCUUUCUUCCUCUUUUUUAUUUUAUGUUGGAUUUUACAUGGGGGGGGGUUGCAGGUGUUGGUCUAGUUUGUCAGGUUGAUCGUUUUUUCUGAUCUGAGACUCGGUCGUUUCUCAGGACACGGCAGGAAAAGAAACCCCACAUUUAUCUUCAACACAUGGUCUUCUUCCCCCUCUUCUUCACUUCCUUCUAAUCUUCUCUCUUUUAGCCGCUAACUCUUCAACGAGAGAUCGCCGCAAGGAAGUUUCAGAGUGUGUCCUUUGCCUUAGCGCUCUGGCCUGUAAACUAAAGAUCACACCCGACAAAUUAUACAUAUUAUAUAUAAAUAAAUACAUGAAUAUAUAUUAUAUAAAAGUCAACGAAAAAAAAGAACAUGAGAGGGAUUUGGAUUGCGGGGAGCAAAGCUCGUCUGUGUUCACCUCUGGUUUUGAUUUUGUAGAAUUUACUGUAAAGAAGAAAAAAAAA